Racocetra fulgida is the source of this 207-nucleotide messenger RNA. The record is from the annotation of a GenBank genome assembly. NCBI's taxonomy places the organism in Eukaryota, Fungi, Glomeromycota, Glomeromycetes, Diversisporales, Gigasporaceae.
AUGUUGCACGAUGUUAAUGAGUCUCAGGACUUCUCAGAUAAACAAAUAAUUGAUGAAUUAUCAUUAUGCAAAUUGCAUAACAACAAUGAUAAAAAAAUAAUUGAAGAAUUAUGCGAAUUGCAUGAAAAAGAAUUAUUUAAAGGAAGUUAUGAUUUUGAAUUCAUUAAUUCAAUAGAAAAAUAUUUGGCAAGAAAUCAAUUAAACUGA